This is a messenger RNA of Salvia hispanica, 1888 nucleotides long. RefSeq names its product monolignol oxidoreductase AtBBE-like 13. Lineage: Eukaryota; Viridiplantae; Streptophyta; Magnoliopsida; Lamiales; Lamiaceae. The record is from RefSeq and is a predicted model, not a curated record. Gene Ontology annotation, molecular function: oxidoreductase activity; FAD binding.
CAAUUUGUGCUUCAAUCCUCGGACAAAUAAUCACCAAACUCGCAAAUGUCCAAAUCUUGCUCGUGACAAUGAAAUUAGGUCACACCACCAUCAACCAAAGAGACCACCAAAAUCUAUAUAUAGUCCCUCUAUCUCUUCAAAACAAAACCAAUUAAGCAACAUGGGAUCUCCAACCUCAUUCCUUCUCACACUUACCCUAGCAAUUCUUGCACUAUCUUUGCCCACAUCUUCCCAAACCAUCCAAGACAAAUUCUACCAAUGCAUCACUAUUAAUUCCGAGCUCUCCAUCCCUUUCUCCACCGCCUUCUCCGCCCCCGACAACGCCUCGUUCACUGCCCUACUAGAGUCAUCCGCACAGAACCUCCGGUGUCUGGUCUCCUCCGUGCCCAAACCCGAGCUUAUUUUCACCCCGUACACCGAGAACCACGUCCAAGUCGCGGUCACCUGCGCCAAGGACCUCGGGGUCCAACUCCGGGUCCGGAGCGGGGGCCAUGACUACGAGGGCCUCUCCUACAUCUCCACCGCGGCAAAUGAGCCCUUCAUCAUCCUAGACCUCUCCCGCCUCCGUUCCGUCACGGUCGACCUCAAGAACAACAGCGCGUGGGCCCAGGCCGGCGCGACCGUGGGCGAGCUCUACUACAGGAUCUCCCAGCGGAGCAAGACCCACGGCUACGCGGCCGGCCUGUGCCCGAGCCUCGGCAUCGGCGGCCACAUCACCGGCGGCGCCUACGGGACGAUGAUGCGGAAGUACGGCCUCGGCGCCGACAACGUGAUCGACGCGAGGAUCGUCGUCGCUGACGGCCGGAUCCUUGACCGCGAGUCGAUGGGCGAGGACCUCUUCUGGGCCAUACGGGGCGGCGGCGGGGCAAGCUUCGGCGUCAUCCUCGCGUGGAAAGUCAAACUCGUUCCGGUCCCCGAGACCGUCACCGUCUUCACAGUUCCCAAGACACUCGAGCAAGGCGCCACCCAGUUACUCUACAAGUGGCAACACAUCGCCGACAACAUCGACGACGACCUUUUCGUCCGAGUCAUCAUCCAGCCGGCAAAAGCCGCCGGAAAAGACGAGCGGACGAUAAUGACGCUCUACAACGCUGUCUUCCUCGGACGAGCCGACCGACUACUCCAAGUGAUGCAACAGAGCUUCCCGGAACUCGGGCUCACCAAGAAAGACUGCACAGAAAUGAGCUGGAUCCAAUCCGUCCUCUACAUCGCCGGCUUCCCGGGCAACACGCCGCCGGAGAUUCUCCUACAAGGAAAAUCCCUCUUCAAAAACUACUUUAAAGCCAAGUCAGACUUCGUUAGAACUCCCAUACCCGAAGAAGGGCUCCAAGGGCUAUGGAAGAAGCUUCUAGAAGAAGACUCGCCAUUGUUGAUCUUCAACCCCUACGGCGGAACAAUGUCGAAGAUCCCGGAAUCCGAGAUUCCGUUCCCACACAGAAAGGGAGUGAUCUUCAUGAUUCAGUAUCUCAGCCUUUGGAACGACGACAAGCCAGAGACGGCUGCGAAGCACGUGGAUUGGAUCCGGAGGCUGUACAACUACAUGGCAGCAUACGCCUCCAUGUUCCCGAGAGAGGCGUACAUCAACUACAGAGACCUCGAUUUGGGAGUGAACACAAACGCCACGAGCUUCAUACAGGCGAGCUCUUGGGGUGCAAGGUAUUUCAAGGAUAACUUCAACAGACUCGUCGAGGUGAAGACGAAGGCCGAUCCCGGUAAUUUCUUCAGACAUGAACAGAGCAUUCCCACUCUGCCAUUGAUGAAACAGAGUGAGGAGAAGAGCAUGAUGCAUUGAUUUCUACUUGCUUAGUACAUUAAUGUAAGAGUUUUAGAAGAUAUAUGCUAUGUUUGAAUCUUAAUUUUAUUAUCAAUGAUUUCCUUUUUCAUUUUA